AUGGGAGAUUGCAGAUUCCAGGAGCUGAUUGAGAGGUUUCGAUUCGGUAGGAGAGAUCUGUUUGAACUCAUUGAAGAGCUGUCACCGGAUUUACGGUUUGUGUCGGGCCGUAACGCAGCACUGCCACCGGCCUUACAGUUGCUGAUUGCGCUCCGUUUCUAUGGGAACGGAGCUUUCCAAAAUACCGUUGGGGACAUGAUCAGUGUCCACAAAUCUACUGCCUGUCGGGCCAUCUGCAGAGCGUCACUGGCACUGAGCCGCCGCCUUGAGCUUCAUGUUCACCUUCCCACUGAGGCAGAGGCAGUGGGGAUGAAGCAACGGUUCCGCCAGGCCUCCGGCAUCCCGGGAAUCGUGGGCUGCAUUGAUGGGACCCAUGUCAAGAUCCAGGCACCAUCUCAGCAUGAAUAUCUCUUUGUUAACUGCAAAGGAUAUCAUUCUAUCAAUGUGCAGAUUGCUUGUGACGCCAGUUAUAAGAUCUUUAAUUUGGUGGCAAGAUGGCCUGGAUCCACACAUGACGCUCGCAUCCUCCGGGAGAGUGCGCUGUACCGGGACUUCGAGGCUGGUAGGGUGAACGGACUGCUCCUUGGUGACAGCGGCUACUCACUGAAACGCUGGCUGAUGACACCUAUCAUUGCUCCAAGGACUGACCAAGAACGGCGCUACAAUAUCAUCCACUCGGCAACUAGGUCAGUUGUUGAGCGAUGCAUAGGCGUCCUCAAGCGCAGGUUUCACUGCCUUCACGGGGAGCUGCGGCUGCGUCCUGAAAGAGUCUGCACCGUGAUUGCUGCGUGCACGGUCCUCCACAACAUCUGUGUCACCAAGAGGAUCCCUCUCCCCAGGCAGGACCAUCAGCCGGUGCAGGAGGAGGACGGUCUGCAGCCUGUGGUCCCAGCAGUGCAUGGGGACAUCGGUGGCCGACUAAUUGUUAACACCUUAUAA
This is a messenger RNA of Epinephelus fuscoguttatus (brown-marbled grouper), 939 nucleotides long. RefSeq names its product putative nuclease HARBI1. The transcript is spliced from 2 exons. The record is from RefSeq and is a predicted model, not a curated record. The coding region runs from base 1 to 939 and encodes 312 amino acids. Lineage: Eukaryota; Metazoa; Chordata; Actinopteri; Perciformes; Serranidae.